AUGGCUAGGUCGAAACAAGCUACGCCGUUGCGCAGAGACCCAUCUUCUGAAUAUGUCCAGGGAGUUGGAAAUGGGACGCCGAGUCGAAGUGCCAGGAAAUUGGACACAGAGGUUGUGAAGGAGAAUUCUACAAAUGGAUUCGCCCAUGGAGAAGUUCUAAAGCCCAUUGUGCCGGACACGAAGGAAGCUGGCGCAUUGCAGUUUUUGGUAGCUGUAGGAGGUAUAUAUGGCUCUUUUCUUACCUGGGCCCUCCUCCAAGAACGGCUGACAACGACUCCCUACGGCGAUGCCUCCAAGCCCGAAGUCUUCAAGUUCCCCGUCUUCCUCAACACCGUACAAUCCAUCUUUGCAGCACUCACUGGAUACAUCUACCUGCGCCUCGACACCAAGCCCGGCGCGUCCCCAGCACCCAUCUUCCCCAGUAGCCGCAUCCUAUUCCCGCUCUGCAUCGUAGCAUUGACCAGUUCCCUCGCCUCCCCAUUCGGCUACGCAUCCCUCGCGCACAUCGACUACAUAACCUUCAUCCUCGCGAAAUCAUGCAAGCUGCUCCCCGUCAUGUUCCUCCACAUCACGCUCUUCCAGAAACGAUACCCGCUAUACAAAUACCUCGUUGUGUGCGCUGUGACUGCCGGCGUAGCGGUGUUUACUCUACAUGCAGGUUCGCACUCGAAGAAACCGUCCAAGGCGUCUAUAAACCCGGAUAGGAACGGUACAUGGGGCUUGCUCUUACUAGGGGUAAACCUGCUGCUCGACGGCCUGACAAACACAACGCAAGACUAUAUAUUUACGGCUUUCCAGCCCUACAAAGGCCCGCAGAUGAUGUGCGCCAAUAAUAUCAUCAGCACACUCCUUACGUUCUCGUAUCUAGCGCUGAGUCCGUAUCUGGUGCAUACGGGUAUUGGUGAGUAUCUGGGUAUGGAUAUCACGAGUGGUGGGGGAGGGGAGUUUGCCGCUGCUCUAGCGUUUAUGGGGAGACAUCCAGGGGUAUGGUGGGAUGUCGUUGGGUUUGCAGUUUGUGGAGCUGUUGGCCAAGUUUUCAUCUGGGAGAAAGAAAGAGAAAAGAAGAAAAAACUAACCAGCAAAACAGUCUACACCCUCUCAACAUUCUCCUCCCUCCUCCUAGUAACCAUAACCGUAACCCGCAAGAUGCUCACCAUGAUCCUUUCCGUCGUCUGGUUCGGCCACACCCUCGGCGGGCGACAGUGGAUGGGCGUUGGGCUUGUGUUUGGAGGCAUUGGUGCCGAGGCGCUUAUUACGAGGCGGGAGAAGGCUGCUAAGGAUGCUGCUAAGGCCAAGGGGAGAAAGAAGGAACUAUGA
Lachnellula hyalina is the source of this 1317-nucleotide messenger RNA. It is a transcript of the gene hut1, whose product is annotated as UDP-galactose transporter-like protein. Gene Ontology annotation, molecular function: UDP-glucose transmembrane transporter activity; UDP-galactose transmembrane transporter activity. The transcript is spliced from 3 exons. The record is from RefSeq and is a predicted model, not a curated record. Gene Ontology annotation, biological process: UDP-galactose transmembrane transport. NCBI's taxonomy places the organism in Eukaryota, Fungi, Ascomycota, Leotiomycetes, Helotiales, Lachnaceae. Gene Ontology annotation, cellular component: Golgi membrane; endoplasmic reticulum membrane. Bases 1 to 1317 code for a protein of 438 amino acids.